Molecule: messenger RNA, 2763 nt
Organism: Cokeromyces recurvatus
Lineage: Eukaryota; Fungi; Mucoromycota; Mucoromycetes; Mucorales; Mucoraceae
Exons: 7
Coding region: 21-2714 (897 amino acids)
Molecular function (GO): FAD binding
Source: RefSeq, a predicted model, not a curated record
CUUCAGUAAAAGAAAAAAAAAUGCAUAAAAACGAAUCUGACAUAUUCAUUUCUGGUUCUGAAAUUUCUAGUUUAUAUGCAGCCAUAGUUUUAUCUAAAAUUGGAUUAACUGUCUACAUGAUAGAUAACAAUAACAGAAAGGAUGAUACAAAUGAAUUACUGUUGCUUUCACCAAGAAGCUUACAAUUACUCAAUCAAAUUGAUUUAUUAGAGCCCCUUUUUAAACAAGGAGGUAUGCGUCACUGGAAAUUUGAAAUUUAUCAAAAUAGUCAGUCUGCUAAUGUGAGUCAACAAAGUAUUCGUUUAUGGAAUAAUGAAACAACAGGGUUCAAUUACAGUGUUACUUGCAAGAAAUCAGUUUUAUAUAAUCUUCUCAAACAGCAACUUCAAGAAAUAAUUCAAAUUGAUCAAAAUCAAGAGAUUAUUGAUAUCAAUGAUCAAAGUGAUAAUCAUUAUCAAUUACCAUUACUUAAUACUACUGAUAUUAGUUCAUAUUAUCAGUAUAGACCCUUACCAUGUAUACCACGUAACAAUAAAUAUGAUAUAACGAUAGAAAGGGCUUUUAAAUCUAUUUAUUUAAAGCAUACAGAUACGCAUCAAACUAAAGUGUGGAAAUCACAAAUCAUUAUUGGGGCAGAAGGUCAGCAAAGUUUCAUAAGAAAAAAAUUAGGAAUACCUCUUGGGAGAAAAAAGUCUUAUAAUAAUAAAAACAUGAAUUCAAUAAUAACAAGAAUAUUUUAUACCUUACAAAUCACUAUUAUCUCUGCUAAUUUCCCUGGUUUAAAGCAGAUAUCCAUUGUCAGUAAAGAUAGAAACAUUAUAUACGUAACAGGUCGUGAAAGUGAAAUCUAUGUCAUAUUUGAACAUAAAUCAAGUUGGAGUAAAACAUCAAUUGAUGAUGAAAUACCUGCUCAAGUGGCUUUAGAGCAUAUUCGUUCUAUUUUACAGCCAUAUAAAAUUGAAUUCGGAAGUAUAAAGAGUUAUACAAGAUGGCAAGGAGGUGAACAAAACUUGUGUGAAGAAUUUAGUUUCGACUCUAGUUACUUUUUAAUCGGUAGUUCAGCGCAAAUGAUUGGGCUGCCUGGGAUAUUUGAUAUCAAUAUUCAUUUAGAGCAAAUACAGAAUUUAUGUUGGAAGUUGGCAUUAAAUAUACGACGUUGUGCUUUAUCUAGAUUAUUGGAGACCUAUGAUUAUGAAGCCAAGGUAAUAGCAGAGGAAGCUAUUAAUACAGCACAUCUCUUUACAAAUUUUAUCGGUGACUAUUAUAAAAUUAAAGAAGAAGAAGAAGAGGAAGAAACUAGUUUGAAUAUGUCUUUUCAUAAUCGUGAUCUUCUUUAUCAACUUCAAAAACAUUUCAAACAUUGCUUUGUAGGUGAUACACCAUUCACAACAAGUACUAUACUUAACUAUUCCAAUGAUCAACAAAAUGAAAACGACGAAAAUAUCAGUCAUAGUUCAAAAGCUGGUCUUGUUGGAUGUUUAGCUCCUAAUGCCAGGUUAAAGCCAUAUACUUUAUUUCAGUUGCUGUUAUUGUCAUCAGGUCAACCUUCCACAAAGACAACAGUUACCACUACUCAAUUAGUUUCAAUGACACCAUCUCAUUUACUUGAGCCACCUCUAGUAUCUCCUUCUCCUCCUUUACAGCCUCAAGAAGAGAUUAGUAAUAAUGUGAACACAGUAAAGACCAUAUUACAAAAGGGAAUUAAAUCAGGAAGAAAAAGAUCUAGCUCCGUCACUUCAAGUAAUAAUGGAAGCAUUUUUAGUAUUUGGUCUCUGUUACAAAAAAAUCUAAAGAAGCGAUCACAUCACCAACAACAGGAUAAUAAAAUCCUCAAUUCAAACAAAAUGUCUUCCAUCACUACCACAACACCUGCAUCUGUAUUGAUUUCCACAGAGAGAUGGAAAAGCAUUAGAACAAAUCACCUACAACUUCAUGAACUCAUUCGGAAUAAGCAUUGUCUGCCAGCUUUUACUUUAUUCAUAUUUUGCGGGCCUAUCGGAAAUACACAUCAAAACAAAAUAUAUCAAUUUGUUAGACAACUUGUAGGAUCAUCUAAUUCUUUUCUUUAUCGAUAUGAUGAUAGUUUAUUAUCAGAAGAAGAUAGAUAUGAUGGUUGUUCUAAUAAUAGAAGUUUCAGUCCUAAUUCAAUACACUCACUAUCAAGAUCAAAUAGCAAUAGACAGGGACGUAAUAGUAUAUCUUCUAUAAAUAUGUUGGAUAAAAAUCAACGUACGCAUAAAUCAUCUUUGGUAGCAGACAAUUCAACAACUCCACGAAGCUCAAUAGAUUCAACUAGAACAACAACAAGUCAUUACUAUGAACAUAGAUGUUCAACGUCAUCUAUAUCUUCAUUACAUAUCCAACAGCAAAGUCAGUCAUCUUCACUAUUUUCUAUUCUGUUUAUCACAAGUUCAACAAAAAAUGAAGUCAUCAAAUAUCUUAAUGAUACACCACCUGCCAUGGUUCACUCUACCUUUCCUUGUGGGUUGGCUAAAGUCUUUUUGGAUCAUGAUCAACAGUGCUAUAGAAUUUAUAAUGUGAAGCAGCCAGAAAUAGUCGUAAUUCGACCUGAUGGUUAUGUUGGCACACGACUCAUAUUAACUCCAGAAAAUAAUGCUUUUGAACAACUCAAUAUGUAUUUCGAUUCUUUUUUAAGAGUGCCUGUAGACAUGAAUUCUGCUGCUGCUGUAGUAGCGGAUAAUUACAAUUUCUAAAUACAUGUAUUAUAACUUAAUAUUUAUUUACCGUAAAAAAAUAAAAAAA